AUGGCAAGACGCGAGUUAUGUUUAAUCGUCAUAGUGCUUGCGAUGGUGGCGAUGGCGAUGCUUGUGGCUAUCCUCAUCCUUAAGUGGACUGAUCAUAGCAAUGACACUGGAAUUUGGAAGGAUCAGGCUUCAAAUGAAACUGAAGCAAUAGGAAAACAUAGUGAUCAUUCAGGAGAUUUCGCUGGUCCUUCAGCAUUAGAUAGAUCUAGAAUUGGUUUUCCUGCUUUUGAUAAAAUAAGGUGGGAUGAAUUUGACUUGUUAAAUAAGAUUGGGUUGCAGUCUCAACAAGUUGCAGACGCCAGUUAUAUUGAAUCUGGACUUGCUACUCCUGAAAAGCAGGAAAGUAGAGAUGCUUUGGCAAAAACUGUCUACUCUAAACUGUUUGAUUGGCUUGUUGAAAAGAUUAAUAAAUCUAUUGGCCAAGAUCCCGAUUCUCAGUUGUUGAUCGGGGUUCUUGAUAUUUAUGGAUUUGAGAGUUUCAGGACAAACAGGUGCUUAGCUGUUUCGAACAGUUUUGCAUUAAUUUGACCAAUGAAAAGUUACAGCAACAUUUCAACCAG
Molecule: messenger RNA, 560 nt
Organism: Cuscuta campestris
Lineage: Eukaryota; Viridiplantae; Streptophyta; Magnoliopsida; Solanales; Convolvulaceae
Source: the annotation of a GenBank genome assembly